Molecule: messenger RNA, 1595 nt
Organism: Medicago truncatula (barrel medic)
Lineage: Eukaryota; Viridiplantae; Streptophyta; Magnoliopsida; Fabales; Fabaceae
Product: oxysterol-binding protein-related protein 4C
Exons: 6
Coding region: 212-1402 (396 amino acids)
Cellular component (GO): membrane; cytosol
Molecular function (GO): sterol binding
Source: RefSeq, a predicted model, not a curated record
UGAUCCAAAAACGGAUCAAUUAUUUUCAUUUUCAUUUUCAUUAUUAUAUUAAUAAUAUAUGCGGUUGCGGUAUAUGAUGACAGACAAAUGACAUUUUGCGACCUAAAAAAUGUCAGAAGUCAUUUCCUUAUUGUUCUCUUUCUGUCUGUAAAGUUAAGAGGCGGUCGCGAUCACAGUUCAGAAUUCACAGCUCAGUUGAGUUAAUCUUCAUAUGCUAUCUAUGGUAAUGGCAACCGAAGGGAAGAAGCAGCCCAAAAUUGUUCUGACAAAGCCAUUCUCAUUGGAAGUUGAAACAGAUUCAGAACCGAGUUAUGGUUACCGAGCACCUAAUCUUAUACGACGCUUGUUAAGCUUACUUAAGAAUGUGCGACCAGGAGCAGAUCUCACCAACUUACAGCUUCCACCUCUAUUUUAUUUCCCAAAAUCACAGCUUCAAUGCUACGGUGAAUCAGUAUACAGCACAACUUCAAAUUCAAACUUGCUGAACAAGUGCAACAAUGAGCAGACUCCAUUGGAAAGGUUCACAUCUGUGGUAGCUUGGAGCAUAUCUACCACACGCCCUACAUCUUUUGGAGUUGCUCCUUAUAAUCCCAUUCUUGGUGAGACACACCAUGUUUCCAAGGGCAACCUUAACGUCCUACUCGAGCAGGUUUCCACCAACCCUCCGGUAUCUGCUCUCCAUGCAACAGAUGACAAGGAAAACAUUGAAAUGAUAUGGUGCCAGCAAGCUGUUCCAAAGUUUCGAGGUACAAGCAUUGAAGCUGAAGUUCAUGGCAAAAGGGUGCUAAACCUCAGAAAUCAUGGGGAAACGUAUGAAAUGAAUUGUCCUCGGCUCUCAAUUAGAAUUCUUCCAGUUCCAGGAGUUAGUUGGGCUGGGAUUGUUAAUAUACGGUGCAAAGAGACCGGCCUUGUGGCUGAGUUAUCCUACGAAUCAUCCUAUUCUUUUCUUGGACUUGGAGGGAAUAGUAAGUUGAUCAAAGGGAAGAUCCUUGAUUCCUCAUCAUUCAAUGUACUGUAUGACAUUGAUGGUCAAUGGGAUAGGACUGUUAACGUGAAGGAUACAAAGAGUGGGAAAGUCAAAGUGAUAUAUGAUGCAAAAGAAGUCAUUUCAGGACUCAAAGCUCCUAUUGUCAAGGAUGCAGAGGGUGUUUGGCAAACUGAAUCAGCUCUUAUUUGGGGUGAGUUGACUCAAGCCAUUAUUAGCAAUGACUGGGAGAAAGCAAAAGAAGCAAAGCAAGGUGUGGAGGAAAGACAAAGUAAGACGUUGAAAGAAAGAGAAACCAGAGGGGAACGUUGGACUCCUAAGAAUUUUUUGGUGUCUUACAGUAAUGAAAGUGGGUUGGACUGUGAUUGUUCACCCAUUAAUACAUGGGUACCUGCUGCACCUAUCAUAGCCCCGUAACUUUUAUCUUUUUGAAAAAACAAGAACAAAGCAAUUUCAUUAGCAAUAUCAGAGAAGCUAAACUUGUCGCCACCUAAGUUAAAAUGUGGGGAAUCUCAUUUGUUAGUCUCCGAAUAAACUCAACAUGAAGUUUGUGAAAGAAAAAUAAAGUGCACUGAAAUUAGAGACAUCAUAACGAGUAUGUUUAAUUUAA